UGACCUCAUGUCUUUAUUCCGGAACUGCUCUACCUAUCAGCCACGCCCAUCCACUGUCCAAACUCCUGUGUUCUGGUUCUGGUUUAGUCGACCAGUCCGGACCCUUUCCAGCUGAGCAGAGCUGCUCCCUGACCGAACCGAGCCGAACCCUGAACCCUGAGAGUGCUGAGGAAGAGGAGGAGGGUCCAGAGGUGCGCACUCAGGAGAAGGCCAAGCGCUCCAGGCGUAGCGGGAUCCUCCGUCGCCCUGGAGACCGCUGGAUGCUGCGGGGUCCCCUGGAGUACGUCCCCCCCGCCAGCGUGGAGGUGGUCCUGAAGCAGCGCGCCAUCCCACUGGACGAGAACGAGGGCAUCUACGUCCGAGACAUCAAGACCGGAAAGGUGCGCGCCGUGAUCGGACACACCUACAUGCUGACUCAGGACGAGGAGCUGUGGCAGAAGGAGCUCCCUCCAAACGUGGAGACGCUGCUGACGUCUCGCCUCGACCCGCUGGCCGACCGCUCCACCCGUCAGGCCGGAGAGGCCGGGGGUCCGAGGGACAAGACCCGGGUGGUCAGCUUCAGGGUACCCCACAAUGCUGCUGUGCAGGUCUACGACUACCGAGAGAAGAAGGCCAGGUGUGUCCCCCGUCUCUGUCCGCGUCUCCGUCUCUGUCCCUGAGACGUCCCAGCUGACGGUUCUGUCUCCAGACGGUUCUGUCUCCUGACGGUUCGGUUCUGUCUCCUGACGGUUCUGUCUCCUGACGGUUCUGUCUCCUGACGUUGUUCGGUUCUGUCUCCAGACGGUUCUGUCUCCUGACGGUUCUGUCUCCUGACGGUUCUGUCUCCUGACGUUG
Messenger RNA from Austrofundulus limnaeus, 834 nucleotides. RefSeq names its product major vault protein. The record is from RefSeq and is a predicted model, not a curated record. Gene Ontology annotation, cellular component: nucleus; cytoplasm. Lineage: Eukaryota; Metazoa; Chordata; Actinopteri; Cyprinodontiformes; Rivulidae.